Messenger RNA from Periophthalmus magnuspinnatus, 2855 nucleotides. Its product is annotated as fatty acid CoA ligase Acsl3-like. Gene Ontology annotation, molecular function: long-chain fatty acid-CoA ligase activity. Gene Ontology annotation, biological process: long-chain fatty acid metabolic process; neuron differentiation; long-chain fatty-acyl-CoA metabolic process. NCBI's taxonomy places the organism in Eukaryota, Metazoa, Chordata, Actinopteri, Gobiiformes, Gobiidae. The transcript is spliced from 15 exons. The coding region runs from base 245 to 2404 and encodes 719 amino acids. Gene Ontology annotation, cellular component: plasma membrane; endoplasmic reticulum; lipid droplet. The record is from RefSeq and is a predicted model, not a curated record.
UAUUCCCUGGAGGUGUGACGCUAACUGAAGGCUCUGCUCUGUCUGAAGCUGUGUUACUCAAGUUUGACUUUAAUUUAGGCUUUGUUUUAACACAACAAUCUGAGCAUAAAGAACUGACUUAGCAACAAACAACAGGUAAAGAGGAGACCUUUUCAUCAAAUAAAUAUCCAAAACCAGGAACAAAAACACAGACUGAAACCCUCAUAGGAAAAAUACUGAAAAAGGACGCCAUUUUUGGAACAACAUGAAGCUAAAAGAUGAACUAAACCCUGUGAUACUUAUACUCUUCCAUGUUAUCGUUGGAUUGUACACUGUGCUCACAUUCCUCCCAUCUUACCUCUUAAACAUGCUCUCCUCCUCUGAACAAAUCCACUACGGUUCUGAGGAGGAUAGAGCCAGAAGAACCAAGGCCAAAUCCGUGUCCGGCCGACCCGAGGGACCCUACCGAGCCGUGAGCGCCACCAAGAGGCUGCUGACGACGGUGCAUCCCGGAGUGGACACGCUGGACAAGAUGUUGGAGUACGCGGCGGAGAAGUUUCCUCACAGGGACUUUCUGGGAACGAGGGAAGUGAUCUGUGAAGACGACGAGAAACAGAGCAACGGAAAAGUCUUCAAGAAGGUGAUCCUGGGUCAGUACCGCUGGCUCUCCUAUGAGAAGGUCCACAGGUUGGCGAGGCAGUUUGGCAGUGGACUCUUAGCUCUGGGACAACAGCCCAAAAACAACAUCGCCGUCUUCUGUGAGACCAGAGCAGAGUGGAUGAUCGCUGCUCAGGCCUGCUUCAUGUACAACUUCCCCUUGGUGACCCUGUACUCCACCCUGGGAGGUCCGGCCAUCGCCCACGGCCUGAAAGAGGCAGAGGUCACUCACAUCAUCACGAGUAGAGAGCUGCUGGAGACGAGGCUCAAGGCCAUCCUUAUAGAAGUGCCCAGACUGCAGCACAUCAUUGUAGUGGACGACUCCCCCUCCUCAUGGCCCGGUUACCCACGAGGCAUCAGUGUUCACAACAUGGCUGCCGUUCAGAAGCUCGGAGCAAAGCCUGAGAACGCCUCUCGUGAGCGUAAGCAGCCCCUCCCCUCGGACAUCGCUGUGAUCAUGUACACCAGCGGCUCCACAGGGGCACCCAAAGGUGUCAUGAUCUCCCAUAGCAACAUCCUGGCAGGCAUCACAGGCAUGGCCGAGCGCAUCCCCAACCUCUGUGAGGAGGACACCUACAUCGGGUACCUGCCCCUGGCCCAUGUGCUGGAGCUGAGUGCAGAGCUGGUGUGUGUCUCCCAUGGGUGUCGCAUCGGGUACUCCUCGCCCCAAACCCUCGUCGACCAGUCUACAAAGAUAAAAAAGGGAAGUAAAGGAGACACGAGCGUUCUGCAGCCGACCCUGAUGGCAGCUGUACCAGAGAUAAUGGACCGUAUCUAUAAAAACAUCAUGGGGAAAGUGGAGGAAAUGAGCUACUUCCAGAGAACGCUCUUCACUUUGGCCUACAGCUACAAACUGGACCAGCUCAGCAAAGGCAACAACACCCCUCUGUGCAACAGGCUGGUUUUCCGUAAAGUGCGCUCUCUUUUGGGUGGUCGUGUUCGGGUACUCCUCUCAGGGGGUGCUCCUCUGUCUGCAGCGACUCAGCGCUUCAUGAACGUGUGCUUCUGCUGCCCCGUGGGUCAAGGCUAUGGACUGACCGAGACCUGCGGUGCUGGGACCAUUAGUGAAUUGUGGGACUACAGCACAGGGAGAGUGGGAGAGCCGCUGGUCUGCUGUGAGAUCAAACUCAAAGACUGGUUAGAAGCUGGAUACCGGAGCACAGACAAGCCCCAUCCCAGAGGAGAGAUCCUGGUCGGGGGUCCUAAUGUGACGAUGGGCUACUACAAAACUGAUCCCAGAAUGCAGCAGGACUUUGAGGUGGACGAGACCGGACAGCGCUGGUUCUGCACUGGGGACGUCGGAGAGGUCCAUGACGACGGGUGCCUUAAAAUAAUUGACAGAAAGAAGGACUUGGUGAAGCUUCAGGCUGGAGAAUACGUGUCUCUGGGGAAAGUGGAAGCUAUGUUGAAAAACUGUCCUCUCAUCGACAACAUCUGUGCUUACGCCAACAGCGAUGAGACGUACGUGAUUGGUUUCGCGGUGCCUAAUCAGAAGCACUUCCUGUCCCUGGCUGAACAAUAUGGCGUCCGUGGGUCUUUUACAGAGCUGUGCAACAACACGACGAUGGAGGAGCUGGUGCUGAAGGUCCUGACGGAGGUGGCUCUGGGAGCCCAAUUGGAGCGUUUUGAGAUUCCUCGUAAGAUCUGCCUCAGCCCCGACCCCUGGACCCCAGAGACCGGACUGGUGACUGAUGCGUUCAAACUCAAACGCAAAGAGCUGAAGUCCCAUUAUAAAGACGACAUCGAGAGAAUGUACGGCGGAAAGUAACCAGGAAACAAGAAACCGCUCGGACAGAUUUGAACUGAAUUAUUAAAGUUUUAUUCAAACCUCUCUCCCUUAAAAAAAAUACCGUUAAAGGGCCAGUACCUGAUUUUGAACCAUGAGUCAGCGGUGUGUUUUAGUUUGAACUUUUAGCCCUGCUCACUUUUAAACAACUGUCUGGAAUAGUGUCAGGCAGUUGGUUUCCCAUGAUUCUUAGUACCAAUGUGCCUAAUUGGACAAAAAAGGUGAUCCUGUCAGUUCUGCAUUAGUUGUUGGUAUUAGUUAUAAUAAAUCAGGUACUGGCCCUUUAACAGCGGUUGUAGAGUCUGUUUACAUUACAGCGCCCCCCCUUUAAUAUCCUUAACACAUACAGUAAAGAUAAUAUUAAUGGGGGGCCUUGUAUACUCAUAUUAAACCAUCCCUUUUACUUGAAUCUGUAUAGCUUAAAUGCGCACUA